CGCGACCCUCAGCCGACUUCUCCCGGGGACGAGCCGAGCCCAACGGGGAAGCGUGUUAAGCAGGGGCGGGGGGAGGGCGCCGUUCCUGGGACCCCCUUCCCCCACCCCACCCCGAACACGUGUGCAUGGGAACAGGCGCCUUUGUCUGCGGGGGCGGGACGCGUGUGCGCCGCCGGAGCCUCCCUGCCACCAGUCCACCCCCCCUCCCGCCGGGCCCGGUCCGCUCCGCUCCUCCCCGGCAGGAUCUGAGCUCACGGGGGGAGGCGGCGGCGGCCGCUGAAGUCACAUCCCGGCUGGUGCCGCCGCCGCUGCCGGCUUCUCAGCUGCUGCUGCUGCCGCCGCCGCGGCCGACGGGAGGAUGGAGGGGCGGGCGGGCGGGCCGGACGGCGGUCACAUGAAGAGGAGCCCGUGACUGACCCCCGCGCCGCCGCCGCGCUCCAGCCUGUCUGCCGAGGCCAGGUGACUCGGACCCCUUCCUGCCUCCCCGGCCAUGUCCACAGAGAGCUCCCCCUUGCUCAGUUACAGGCUCUUCCAAGUAGCAGGCGAGGUGGCCAUGCCGGGGUCCACUCAGGAAGAGGCCCCCCUGGUUGUGGGGGUCGGGGGCUUGGCCUCAGGGGGCCCCCACCCCGACCCAGCCCGGCAGCUGUCCACCUUCUUCGGGGUUGUGGUGCCGACGGUUCUGUCCAUGUUCAGCAUCGUUGUCUUCAUGCGCAUCGGGUUCGUGGUGGGCCACGCCGGUUUCCUGCAGUCCCUCCUCAUGCUGGUGGUUGCCUACCUCAUCAUCUCGCUGACCGUGCUGUCCGUCUGUGCCAUCUCCACCAAUGGAGCGGUCCAAGCAGGCGGGGCUUACUUCAUGAUCAGCCGGACUCUGGGCCCCGAAUUUGGCGGGAGCAUCGGGCUCAUGUUCUUCCUGGCCAACGUCUGUGCUUGCGGCGUCUACGUUCUCGGCCUGGUGGAAGCCAUUCUAGAUGUCUUUGGAGCGAAUGGGACUGAGGUCCCCGGCACAAAGACCCUUCCUCAGGGCUACCUGUACAGCUUCCUCUACGGCUCCCUCGUCCUCCUUCUGUGCCUCGUGGUGUGUCUCGUGGGGGCCCAGAUCUACUCCAAAGCCGCCUUCUUCAUCUUCCUGGUGGUCAACAUCGUCCUCAUCACCAUCUUCGCCAGCUUUUUUGCCGUCUCCCCCCGCGAGGUGGUUGUUUCCCGGGACGGCAACCAGAGCUUCAACGCGUUCUUCACGGGGUUCAACAUCUCCACCUUGAGGGACAACAUGUACGCCAUGUACUCCCGCGAUUAUACCACCAACAACAUGAUGUCCUUUGCCACUGUCUUCGCGGUGAUGUUCAACGGCUGCACGGGCAUCAUGGCUGGCUCCAACAUGUCAGGGGAGCUCAAAAACGCCAGCAGUUCCAUCCCAAAGGGAACCAUCGUUGCUGUGGUCUACACCUUCGUGAUCUACUUCCUCCUCUUCUUCAUGACCAGCUUCACCUGUGACCGGACGCUGCUGAAGGGCGACUACGGCUUCUUCCGGUCCAUCAACAUCUGGCCGCCCUUUGUGCUGAUCGGCAUCUACGCAGCCUCGCUCUCAGCCUCCAUGAGCAACCUCAUCGGCGCUUCGCGCAUCCUUCACGCCUUAGCCAAGGACGACCUGUUUGGGAUGGUUCUGGCUCCGGCAAAGAGAGUUUCCAACGGGGGCAACCCCUGGGUGGCCGUCCUCUACACCUGGGCCCUGGUGCAGCUGGUGCUGCUGGUCGGAAAGUUCAACACCAUUGCUGGCAUCGUCACCGUCUUCUACCUCGUGGCCUACGCCGCUGUGGACUUGGCCUGCCUGGCUCUUGAGUGGGCGUCUGCUCCCAAUUUCCGGCCCACCUUCCAGGUCUUCUCGUGGCACACGUGUCUCCUGGGAAUCGCCUCCUGUCUGGUGAUGAUGUUCCUCAUCAGCCCGGCCGGGGCCUCGGGCAGCCUGGGCCUCAUGCUGCUCCUCCUGGGCUUCAUUCACCUCCGGUCGGCCGCCUCCUCCUGGGGCUACAUCAGCCAGGCCCUCAUUUUCCACCAGGUCCGGAAGUAUUUGCUUCUCCUCGACAUCCGGAAGGAUCACGUCAAGUUCUGGCGGCCGCAGAUCCUCCUGAUGGUGGCCAAUCCCCGGGGCGGAUCCCAGCUCAUCCGGUUCAUCAACCACCUCAAGAAAGGGGGUCUCUUCGUGCUGGGCCACGUGGAAAUUGGCGACCUGGACACGAUGCCCUCUGACCCCAUCCAAGCCCACUACAACUUCUGGCUGAGCCUGGUGGAUAAGCUGAACGUGAAAGCGUUUGUGGACCUGACCUUGUCUCCUUCGGUUCGUCAGGGAACGCAGCAUCUGCUUCGGAUCACUGGCUUAGGAGGGAUGAAGCCCAACACGUUGGUCCUUGGUUUCUAUGACAACUGUGUCCCUGAGGACUACUUCCUGCAGGACCCAGCCUUUAGCCAAGCCCGGGAAAAUGACGAGUUCGGCGUGGAUCUGGCCGCUCUACAAGCUCACUUCUUGCCCGUGAGAGAAGGGGGCGGCCGGAGGGCCUUGAGUCCAGCAGAAUACGUCGCCGUCAUCUCCGACGCUGUCAAGAUGCACAAAAACGUGUGCCUGGCCCGCUACUUCCACCUUCUGGAGAAGGAUCUGCCCUCCUCGUCUUCGAAGAGGCGCUCAGAAGCCUACUACAUCGACGUCUGGCCCCUCAACCUCUUGCGCCCGGACACACCCACCUACGUGGACAUCUGCAGCCUGUUCCUACUCCAGAUGGCCUGCAUCCUGACCAUGGUCAGCUCUUGGAAGGCCGCCCGGCUCCGUAUCUUCCUCUGCGUGGAGUCCGGGGACGUGGGCUGGGUCAGCAAGGAGGAGAAGUUGAAGGAGCUGCUGACCAAGCUGAGGAUCAAAGCGACCAUCAAGAUUGUCACCUGGGACCAAGUGGUGGCCCUUCAAGGUCACCAGCCGGCAGACGGACAGAUUCAGGAUCACGAGCAACCAACUUCUGGGACAGAUCAGCUGCCUCAGUGUCCCCCUGGGAAAGAGGCGAAGGAGGACUUCCUGAACACGGCCACCUUCCACGUGACAGACGAGUACUUGGCCUCUGUCAACAGCCUGCUGCUCAGGCAAGGGGGCCGGACGGCCGUGCGGUUCCUGUACCUCCCCCGCCCUCCGGCAGACACCUCUCAGUAUGAGUGCUACUUGGAACAGCUGGAGAUCUUGACCACAGACCUGGGGCCAACACUACUCAUCCACGGGCUGACACCGGUCACCUGCACUGAGCUUUGAGGGGCGGCAGGUUGGGACUGGAGGGUGGAUAAGGUGCCUUUGGGUGGGUGGGUGGCAGGCAGAGGUGCCGCUGGGGAACGGAGUGAAUGAGGAGUGGGAGUCUGUUCAAGGGGAAAGGUUUGCGGGGGGCAGCUGGGAGAUCCAGGCUGCCUCCUUCUUGUCAGGGAUCUUCCCCACAGUUUGGGAAGGCUCUUUGUGGCUGCCACGUGUGGCAGAAGACUUGGGCGUUCCACACUGAUUGAGCUACGGUGUUGUUCCUCACGUUUUGGGAUGGGCGCUGCUGCACAACUCUCUUUGCACCAGGAUUUGUCCCAUGGAGCUGUUGGGCGCUGGAACCCUCGGGCCCACUGACUUUUUUCCUCCAGGACCCGAGGGCAAAGGGGGGCGGGCGGUGGGGACCCCAGCAAGAGUCAGUGAGCCAUGCCCUCCUCCCCUUCACUGCAGCUCCAGCCUCUCAACUGUUAAGGAUCAAAUUGCAGGGGGGAUUCCUUCAGGGGGGAUUCUUGCUGCCUUGCUUCCAAGACCUCCACACCAAAGCUGUCUCAACCCACCUCCCCAAAAGUCCUUUUGUCAUUUUGAAUAGGGGGAGGGGUUUCACUGAAAGACAGUGGCUGAGACAGCACAGAACCUCCAGGAGGAGGCUUGGCUAUGCUUCUCCGUGCAUCCUACAUGGGGCCGUGAUCCCUCUAAGCUGAGCCGUCCUGAAAAAUACCUUCCCUGACCAGGAAUUCUGUUGUUGCCAGACUCUGGCUGCCUCAUUCCUUCCCCUGCCCGCCCCCCUUAGUUUUCUGCACAUAUUUUUAGGCUCUUUCCUUAGAGAAGUGUGUCUGUGUGUGAGAGAGGAGGGUGCCUUGACAGCAUUCCCCAGGGAGCCUGGGCCUCUCUUGCCCCCUCACCUAUUGACUCUACUAACCAUAAUUGCAAAUAAUUGGGGGGGGGAAGGGGGGGCUGUUCCCUAACUCAGCAGGGGACUGUUGCUCUUCCUGCAAUAACCAAACACACCACUUCCUAACCUGCUUCACUGCACGCCUCGGCCUUCCCAGGUGCUUCUACUAAUCUCACGGGGUGACUUACAUUUUAGCUAAGGUGCCUCUAUUGCGUGGGUGACCACUAAGGGGUGGGGGGGGGGGGGACCAGCCACUAGCUAUAACUGGAGCCGCUUUGGGGUUUAACCAGGGGCUUUGGGAAUUAACAUAAAUGGUGGGGAGAUAUA
Sphaerodactylus townsendi is the source of this 4496-nucleotide messenger RNA. RefSeq names its product solute carrier family 12 member 9 (gene SLC12A9). Gene Ontology annotation, cellular component: membrane. Lineage: Eukaryota; Metazoa; Chordata; Lepidosauria; Squamata; Sphaerodactylidae. The transcript has 14 exons. The record is from RefSeq and is a predicted model, not a curated record. The coding region runs from base 491 to 3283 and encodes 930 amino acids. Gene Ontology annotation, biological process: cell volume homeostasis; potassium ion import across plasma membrane; chloride transmembrane transport. Gene Ontology annotation, molecular function: potassium:chloride symporter activity.